GUGGCAACCCUUCAAGGAUUGGGUGGAGUUGAUUUGAAAACAAAUGGGACCCAAUCUAUGUUUAUCCACACUCUCUUUAUUGUUCUUAAUCAAAUUGCCAGUGGAAUCUUUGUAAACGAAGCGGAGAUGGAAGGCGAUCUAGAAACCCCGAAACCAGAAGUUGUCAAGGUUGAGUCAAUUGAAUCAUGGGAUUCCCUUUUGCAACAAUCAAAGUCUGAUGGAACCCCUAUUGUGGCACAUUUUGCAGCUUCAUGGUGCAUCCCAUCAGUGGCGAUGAACUACUUUUUUGAAGAGUUGGCCUUGGAGUUCUAUGACAUAACUUUUCUUAUAGUUGAUGUUGAUGAUUUAAAGGAUAUAGCAAGCAAAUAUGAGGUGAAGGCAAUGCCAACAUUCUUGUUGAUAAAAGAAGGUGAAGUCGUUGGGAAAUUAGUGGGAGCAAAUCCUGAUGAGAUCAAGAAAAGGAUUGAGACUCUUCUUCAAUCCAACACUCCCUAUGUGGUCUAGUGCUACUCUAACAAGUACCAUGAGCUUUGUUUCUUGUACAUUCCAAGUCACAUUGUAUGCUAUUCAACUUGGUUUGUGGGGCCUUUUGUUGUACCUUGUGAUUCUUGUUUGGAAGUGACUUUAUAUGAGAUUGAUUUGUGUUCACUCAAUUUGGACUUUUUGUGAGUGGUACAUAAAGCAUCUUGUCAAAGCAAUGUUCUGUAAGUUGUAAGAUUUGAAUUCAUGUCGUUUUUGUGAAUAUUUUGUAAAUAUUCACAUUUUAAGAA
Molecule: messenger RNA, 770 nt
Organism: Lactuca sativa (garden lettuce)
Lineage: Eukaryota; Viridiplantae; Streptophyta; Magnoliopsida; Asterales; Asteraceae
Gene: CXXS1
Product: thioredoxin family protein CXXS1
Source: RefSeq, a predicted model, not a curated record